AUGUCAACUGCUUUGAAUUCUUAUAGGACUGCUUUGAGAGCUGCAAAGUUAGCAUUUCACGGUGAUGUGCCCGUCUUGUCGGCUGCCAAAAUAAAGAUUAGAGAAGGAUUUGAACAAAAUAGAAAACUUGAAGAUGAAGCUGAAAUCAAGGACGCUAUAGACAAAAUGAAUGAAGUGAGCAAGUUCUUGGUACAGAAUAUUGUUCAGGGAGAGCAGCAGCAGGAUGGUAAAUAUUUUUUGAACUUCCAUGAGAAAACCGAGUUGGGUGAUAAUGAAAGUGUUAAAGAAUCACACAGAGCCAAGAUGGGCUCUUUAGCGGGCACAAAGGUCAAAAAAUGUAGUGAUGUUAGAAAGUGA
This is a messenger RNA of Priceomyces carsonii, 357 nucleotides long. RefSeq lists its product as uncharacterized. The transcript has a single exon. The record is from RefSeq and is a predicted model, not a curated record. NCBI's taxonomy places the organism in Eukaryota, Fungi, Ascomycota, Pichiomycetes, Serinales, Debaryomycetaceae. The coding region runs from base 1 to 357 and encodes 118 amino acids. Gene Ontology annotation, molecular function: protein folding chaperone. Gene Ontology annotation, biological process: mitochondrial respiratory chain complex III assembly. Gene Ontology annotation, cellular component: mitochondrial matrix.